AUGUUUUGCAGUCGUAUUUUGCCCCGUUUGCUCCGUCCUUGUGGACAACGACAUAAUUAUUUGAAACGUUUGAGUAGAAUUGAGGAAAAUUCGGGUCAGCGAGGCAUGAUGCAGUAUACAACUGCAUCUGAACGUCGACCUUUCGAUGGUAUUGCGAAUACGAAACCGAGUAUAUGGGUUGAAUUUACCUCUUUAGCGGCUGAAUGUAACGCUGUCAACAUUGGUCAGGGUUUUCCGGACAGUCCUAUGCCCCAAUUUGUUGCUGACAUUCUGAAGGAAAUAGCAUCGCAUCCUGAGAGGACGGAUUGGCAUCAAUAUACGAGAGGAUUUGGUCAUCCUCGACUCGUGAAAGCAUUGGCAAAUCUCUAUUCAAAACUGUUGAAUGUUGACGUUAAUGCACAAAACGAUGUAUUGGUAACAGUUGGUGCUUACUUAUCGUUGUAUUAUGCUUUUACUGGUUGGAUCAAUCGUGGAGAUGAAGUCAUUGUUCUUGAACCGGCGUAUGAUUGCUAUGUGCCACAAAUUCAAUUAGCCGGAGGCGUUCCAGUAGCUGUCCCACUUAAGUUGGGAUCAGAUGCGGAAUCGAGUGCUGACUAUCAUUUGAAUAUUUCGGAUAUUGAAGCGAAAAUCACGGAUCUUACGAAAUUUAUUGUGAUCAACAAUCCACAUAAUCCCACUGGAAAACUUUUCUCAAGAGAAGAACUGGAGGAACUGGCGAAUUUGGUUCGAAAGUAUAAUUUAUUGGUGAUUGCAGACGAAGUUUAUGAAUGGCAUAUCUAUCAGGAUCGAGAAAUGAUCCGAUUUGGUAGAUAUCUUUUUGUUCGUUUAAUUGGGUCUGUACAAGUCAUUAGCGCAAGUCUUCCGGGUAUGUAUGAACGUACAAUAACGAUUGGAAGUGCCGGCAAAAUAUUCAGUGCAACUGGCUGGAAAUUGGGAUGGUCAAUUGGACCUUCUCAUUUGCUCGAUCCACUCAAAGCCAUUCAUCAGAAUUGUGUCUUCACCUGUUCAACGCCAAUUCAGGAGGCAGUGGCGCAGGCAAUCGAAAAGGAGAUGUCGGUGAUGUGGACUGAUCCAGAAAAGAGUUAUUUUAAAACAGGUUUGGCUCGUGAUCUGCGAUCGAAAAGGGAUCGUAUGGCGCAUAUGUUACGGAUGGCUGGACUGAAGCCAAUUAUCCCUGAUUCAGGCUACUUCAUGAUGGCUGAUUUCUCUUCGCUUGUUCCACCAGAUGCUUUCAAAUCAGAGAGUGAUAAUGGUGAUCCUUUGGACUUUCGCUUCGUACGAUGGAUGUGUCGUGAAAAGAAUCUAGCGAUGAUACCGCCAUCGGCAUUUUAUUCGAAUCAGUUCAAAUCAGACAAUGACCAUAUGGUGCGAGUGUGCUUCUUUAAGGGGACAGCGGACGUGCUUCCGUGGCGCAAUCGGUUAGCGCGUUCGGCUGUUAACCGAAAGACGGACAAAGUAAUGGAUCAAGCCGAGUCAAUAUUAAAGCAGUUUACAUCUGAAAUCAAUGCAAACGCAGAUGCAAGUGGUCGCUGA
Anisakis simplex (herring worm) is the source of this 1533-nucleotide messenger RNA. Lineage: Eukaryota; Metazoa; Nematoda; Chromadorea; Rhabditida; Anisakidae. The record is from the annotation of a GenBank genome assembly.